This is a messenger RNA of Pipistrellus nathusii (Nathusius's pipistrelle), 1428 nucleotides long. Lineage: Eukaryota; Metazoa; Chordata; Mammalia; Chiroptera; Vespertilionidae. The record is from the annotation of a GenBank genome assembly.
AUGGCGUGCAGCCUCAAGGACGAGCUGCUCUGCUCCAUCUGCCUGAGCAUCUACCAGGACCCGGUGAGCCUGGGCUGCGAGCACUACUUCUGCCGCCGCUGCAUCGCCGAGCACUGGCUGCGGCAGGAGGCGCAGGGCGCCCGCGACUGCCCCGAGUGCCGGCGGACCUUCGCCGAGCCCGCCUUCGCGCCCAGCCUCAAGCUGGCCAACAUCGUGGAGCGCUACCGCGCCUUCCCGCUGGACGCCAUCCUCAGCGCGCGCCGCGCCGCGCGCCCCUGCCAGGCGCACGACAAGGUCAAGCUCUUCUGCCUCACGGACCGCACGCUGCUGUGCUUCUUCUGCGACGAGCCCGCGCUGCACGAGCAGCACCAGGUCACCGGCAUCGACGACGCCUUCGAGGAGCUGCAGAGGGAGCUGAAGGAGCAGCUCCAGGCCCUCCAGGACAGCGAGCGGGAGCACACGGAGGCGCUGCAGCUGCUCAAGCGACAGCUGGCAGAGAACAAGUCCUCCACCAAAAGCCUGCGGACCACCAUCGGCGAGGCAUUCGAGCGGCUGCACCGGCUGCUGCGGGAGCGGCAGAAGGCCAUGCUGGAGGAGCUGGAGGCCGACACCGCGCGCACGCUCACCGACAUCGAGCAGAAGGUCCAGCGCUACAGCCAGCAGCUGCACAAAGUGCAGGAGGGCGCCCAGAUCCUGCAGGAGCGGCUGGCCGAGACCGACCGGCACACCUUCCUGGCCGGGGUGGCCUCCCUGUCUGAGAGGCUCAAAGGGAAAAUCCAUGAGAGUAAUCUGACGUAUGAAGACUUUCCAACCUCCAAGUACACAGGCCCCCUGCAGUACACCAUCUGGAAGUCCCUGUUCCAGGAUAUCCACCCAGUGCCAGCCGCGCUGACCCUGGACCCGGACACCGCCCACCAGCGCCUGAUCCUGUCCGACGACUGCACCAUCGUGGCCUACGGCAACCUGCACCCGCAGCCGCUGCAAGACUCGCCCAAGCGCUUCGACGUGGAGGUGUCGGUGCUGGGCUCCGAGGCCUUCAGCGGCGGCGUCCACUACUGGGAGGUGGUGGUGGCGGAGAAGACGCAGUGGGUGAUCGGGCUGGCCCACGAGGCCGCCACCCGCAAGGGCAGCAUCCAGAUCCAGCCCAGCCGCGGCUUCUACUGCAUCGUCAUGCACGACGGCAACCAGUAUAGCGCCUGCACGGAGCCCUGGACGCGGCUCAACGUCCGAGACAAGCUGGACAAGGUGGGCGUCUUCCUCAACUACGACCAGGGCCUGCUCAUCUUCUACAACGCCGACGACAUGUCCUGGCUCUACACCUUCCGCGAGAAGUUCCCGGGCAAGCUCUGCUCCUACUUCAGCCCCGGGCAGAGCCACGCCAACGGCAAGAACGUGCAGCCCCUGCGGAUCAACACCGUCCGCAUCUGA